ACAUGAGAUUUCGGUGGGGGCAUAGAACCCAACCAUAUCAAUAUAUAACUGUUGGUUGUUAUUAAUAUUAUCAUUAUUGACUGCAUUGCUUUCAGAGUAGAUCAUUCUAGUAGUCGCAAUAAUCUGGAACAGAGGAUUCAGGUAAACUUAGCGCUUAUAAUAAUGUUUGCAAAGGUAAGUAAUUCAUUUAAGGUUUCUUGUUUCGCUUCUGUCACAAUUCUCUUCCCAUGAUAAAAACGGUUAACACUGAUGGAGCCCUUAAAUAUGUAGCAGGUACUCUGCUUAGUGUGGUAUGUGAGUUCUUCAUUUAAUCAGCACAGCCACCUUAGGAACUGUGCACUCUUAUCAUCUGCGUUUUACGGAUGAGAACGCUAAGAUUUAGGAAGCAAGUCAAGGUCAGCUAGUAAGUGGUGUAGCUGGGCCUUAGUGCACGUCUGCCUGGCUCCAGGACCUGAGCUCAUGACUUCUUUGCUGUCUUUUCCAGCAUAAAUACUCAUUGAAUUGGCAGCCUGGAAAAGGUCUUUGAGUUCUGACAUGCAAACAUUGAUUUUCCUUACAGUAUUGUAUUUGUCUCCAUUUCUGGGCAUGAUGGAGCAAGAUAACAAAAUAAUUUUUAUCAGAGGGUCUGCUUCAGCACUUUUAAUGUAUAGGUUUGUGUAUGUAGCUUUUUCUAGCAGCUCAAAAAUGCAAUGUAGAGCAACAUCUCUGUUUAACAUCUAACUUCCGAUCAAGGUGUUUGGCAGGCAUGUUACAAGCAGAAAGUAUGAAUAAGAUCGAGUGUGUGGGUUGCAGAAUAUUAAGGUAUUAAGGCUGGAGUCAGCCAUUCAUGCAUUCAUCUAUCAAACAUUUUUAUGCACCUGUUCUAUGAAGGUACUCUGCCAGACACUGCAGGGAAUACCAAGAUGUGAAGACAGUGCAGGAGAGAGGAAGGGUUUGAGACUUUGGUGGUGGACAACCUGGGGUUUGAAUCCCAGCUCUACUCCUUACUGACUAGGGGGACCUUGUUCCAUUACUAAACAUCUCUGAGGCUUAGCUUCCUCAUGUGCAAAAUGGGGAUAAUAACAUCUUAUAGGCUUGUUGCAAGAAUUAAACGAAAGGUAUAGGUAAGGUUCCGAGCCACCAGGAAGUAGUAGGUACCAACCAAUAGCAGUGUCCGUUUUCUUCUUCUCAUCUGUCUCCUCUCAACCUCUCCCUUCCCUUCCCUCUUCCCCGCUGCCCCCUACUGACAGAGUGGUGGUAGAGAUAAAAGUAUCUAAAAUCCAAGGCCGAGUGUGAUCAGUUCCUUUAGAAUGUCGUUUUCUGGUUCUUCCACCAGAGGCUGGGACAAACCUGACAGCAGUGUAGGGUCCCUGUGACCCUUUGUUGUUACCUAAGCUGGCCAAAGAGGAUGGCCAGGAGGCAAAUGGCAGCUUGGAGCCCAAGAGAGGUACCUAUGGUGUAGAAUAAGGUUUGGGUACAAGGGGUAAGGGAGAAGCUAUUUUAAGAAGAAGUCAAGAACUCAGGUCUCAUGGAAGUUGGAACAAGUCAGAAAUGAAGUUGGAGGUCAGCUGAACAGAAGCGGUUGGGGAUCCAGGAUGCAGGGGGAUAUAAGUGACCAUUUCUUGAGGGGUCCAAGGCUGGGUCAGAGGCUCAGCUGUGCUGCACCAGCUGGAUGGCUUCUGCUAAAAAGCUCAGAGGAGAGCUGCAGCCUGGUGCAUCUCCAGAUUGGUGCAUUGCCUCUUAUGGACUUCUGGCUCCCUGGCCUCCCACUGCAGGAUUUUUCCAAAAGCAGUACAUCCCCUGUCAGUGAGUAGCUAAGUCAAAAUUAUUAGUUGUCUGGCAAUAACUACUGGAGCUCUUUAAGGGGUAGCUAUUGUCACAGGAGAAAUGAGCCUCUCCCUGACCCCCUCUGAGCUGGGGAUUUGGUUAAUUACAUCCAGGUCUGUUUCACUAUGAUGCAGAGAGCCAGAUCCAUGGAGGCCUGUAUAGGGCCCUGCUUGCAGUUCUGUAGACUAGCCUGUGUUGUUAGAUCAGGGAUGGUCUUUAGAGAGAUGUUCCAAGUGGUUUUAUGAUACUGAGCCGCCUUGUUUGGUGACCAGGGUAGAUGUGUGUGGUAGGGAGGGAAAGUGGAUUUUACAAAAUCAUUACAGUUCAGAAACGUCUACCUCAGCCAGGAGCAGGAAGCCUUAACUCGUUAUUUAUUAUGCCAUGGCACAUAGGCAUAAACCAGCCCUUCUGUGAAUAAGCAAACAGAACCUGCCCAGGUGCAAGAGAAGCUUGAUUCAGGCUUUUUUUUUUAAAGCCAAAAAUUUAAAAACAGUAUCGAAUUGGAGAAGAGUUUGUUUCAAGCAAGUUACUGUAAUUUUCAAAAGCCCAUUUUGUGGAACUAAUACAGUGUAUUAAAAUGAAUUGAACAAGCAAACUUAAAAAAAAAAAACACAGAAGGACAGCUUAGUGGGAAGAGGAAUAGUCCUUGAAAUGAAACCCAAGUUAGUUCAAAUGGUUCUUGGGAAUAUUAGUAUCAUGAGUACAUGCAAAGCACACAAAUAAGUGAAAAAAUCUCGGAAUGAAUGAACUGGAUAAGGAAACAGCACCCCUGGUGAAUGGGCCUGGGAGACGGAGUCAUGCACAACGACCUCACUUUUUAACUCUGUGAACUUGGGCAAGUUCCUUAAUGUUUUUUUUUUUUUGAGAUGGAGUCUCACUCUGUCACCCAGGUUGGAGUGUGGUGGUGCGAUCUCGGCUCACUGCAACCUCUGCCUCCCGGGUUCAAGCGAUCCUCCUGCCUCAGUCUCCCAAGUAGCUGGGAUUACAGGCACUCGCCACCACACCCGGCUAAUUUUUGUAUUUUUAGCAGAGUAGAGGAUUCACCAUGUUGGCCAGGUUGGUCUUGAACUCCUGACCUGAGGUGAUCCACCCUCCUUGAUCUCCCAAAGUGCUGGGUUUACAGAUGUGAGCCACUGCGCUCAGCCUACUUAAUUCUUUAGAUUCCUGUUUCUCAUCCAUAAAAUGGAAUAAUCAUGCUUAUUUUACUGAGGGGUUUGCUGAGUCAUUGAGCUAAUGUACGUAAAUGCUACAGCACAUGGUAAAUCCUUAAUAUAUGUGUCAACUGUUAUGGCAGAGAGGGACGGGAAAGAAACAUGGAAAAGAAAACGAGUGUCAAGGAGCAUUGGGAAGAUGAGGAGGAGCAUGCUAUAUUUGCUUUAGGCCUUAUAUCUCCUAUUUCUAUUCUUAGUUUUUUAAAUGUGUAAGUUCUAGAUUAUUAUAAUCAAAUAUAUCUUGAAUACCUACUGUGUACCUGUCGCUAUGAUAAGGUGCUUGGGUUUGGAAACUAAUCCCAGAAAUCCCUUGAUAUCUUUGAAGUUCUAGACUGACAGGAAUGACUAGAACUUGCUGUUAAAGGAUGAAUUCCUAAUGUCCCCUGGCUACUUUAAUUAGUUACCGGAAAGGUAAUAGUUUUUCUUUUAUUAUUUACCAUCUGCUCUUUAUACAAGAGGAUAGGAAAGAAAUACAUCUUCUUGGACCUCCAUACGUAUAAGUAACUUAAAAUUUCCAGGUUACCUUUGAGCAACUUAUAUGCAUAGAAGUAAGAUUUUUUUUGAGUACGUUUAUGGCUACAUAAUGGGUGAACAAGGGAGGAGACUUGUAUUUUGCAGGGAUAUUUCUUUGGAUAUACCUAUGACCUCCAAGUUGUCUAAAGCAUACUUUUUGGCAGGGAGAUUUCUUUCAUCUUUUAACUAAACUUAUGGCCCAUUUAUUUCUGGGCCUGAAUAACAGGAAUAACAGGAGAAAGCUGAGUUUGAGUCUUUAUCUUUCUUUUUUUCUUUUCUUUUUUUUUUUACUUCUCCUCCAGUUGGAGGUGUAGACAAGUUUCUACAGUAGGAAACUAGCUUGGUGGAGACAGAGCUCUGUAGCUGACUCACUCUGUAGCCCUGGGCAAGUUCUUAAUCCAUAAAGUAGGAAUUUAAUCAAAUGCAAAGCAAUGAAAUUUGUGGACUGUGAAUUGAUUCAUCAGUCCAGAGGGUGGCUGAAGCCGAAAUCUGAGCAGAAAAUAGUCACUUUGUUGGAUCGAGUAAGCUGGUUCAACAUUUUGGGUCUGGGGUGCUCUCAAAAAUAGCUUUCCUUAGUAGAGAACAUAUUAUUCACUUAAGUAACUAAAAAUCCUGAGGGUUUUCCCCAUUAAUAUAUCUGGGUAUAAAAAGGAAUUUAUCCAGCUUCACUGGACUUAGCUUUUUGCAUUCUUCCAAGAAUGAGUCUGCACCAGUGCUUGGGGCAUUAUUAGUGUGGAUAACAGAGGCCUCAGGGAACGCCUCCUUAGACCCUGUAUGUAGAACCAGUAUCUUCACGUUUGGUGUUCUAAUGGAAAAUGAAGUUGGAAAUACCGGCUUUUUUUUUUGCUUUCUCUCCUACUCAAGACAUUGACCUCUUGAACCAACUGCAGGAAUUAUUUGCUGGCUAAGUACCAGGACUGCAUUUUUCCCCUGUCGUCUCAAGAUGAUGAAUUUUACUGGUGCACAGAGGGUAACCAGUGACUUUUUGCACUUUUCACCAAGGUGGGAUGGGAUGUGAAUGUGGGACCCUUGUAAAAUUGUCUGGUUGCUUGAAAGCAUGAGGAGGGGCUUCUUUGGCUUGUGGAGCUGGCCACCCACUAAAGUGAAGGCAUGUGGGAGGCAUUGGCUCUUUAAACCCCUUUCCCUGGUGUCCACAAGCGAUGGUUGUGUUAUUCUUGGGGCAGAUGACAUGCCAGUGUGUGAAACCACCAAGUAUCGCCCUUGCUCUCCAUCGUGUAGGAAAGAAGGUCAGAGAAUGAAUGGCAAAGCUUUGAAUAAAGCUGAUCGUGUUUGUUUAUUUAAUGUACAUGAGCUAGAAAUCUUUGAAAUGGCAAAAUCAUGCAUUUGAAAGAGAUACUUCAUUUCUGGAGGACUUGUAGGCUUCAUUUAAUAAUCUUGUCAAUAACAUGUUGGAGUUGGAAUUAAUGAGAGAACCAAUGAUUAGCAAAAAUAUAUCAACAGAAAUAAUAGCAUCUCUGAGAUCAUUUGAUCUAACAACAGUAUUUUGCAGAAAUAAUAGCAGGUUUGAGAUGACCUGUACUAUCUGUCUAAUCUGAAGAUGAGCAACAGAGGCUCAGAGAGGCUAAGUGACUUAUCUAAGAUGACCCAGCUACUUAGUGGAAUGAAUGAUGUUGUUGAGAAUAGAACCCAGGUUCCUUAUUUUCAUCAAUCUGCACGUGAUGGGCUCUGCAACAUCAUUAGGUACCAUGGCCAAUAGGCAGAUAGUUUUAGGUGCCCCUUAUAAUAAUGAACUACCAAGAUGCCUACUCUCAGGUUGUUCAGAAUCUAGUUUUGGACUUCUACUGUAUGCCUGGCAUUGUGCUUGAUGCUGGAGUUACAUAGAUGAACAGACAGUGGAUUCUGACCCCAGGAGCUCACAGGAGACUGAAAUACAAGGAAAGGAAUAUAUUACUACGCUAGGGCUUACUGACCCAUGGAGCAUCUGAAACUGGUCCAAUUUUCCCAUAGAACUGAUGUUUAUUGCUUCUUUUGAAUAAACAUAGAAAACUUAAGAAACUUCCAUUUGUGUUAUCUGAGUUCCUUUCUCAGAAAACCAACCCUCAGGUCUCCCAGAUAUUAUCAAGGAGCUGAAACUUAACCAGAUCACCAAGUCUGAGCAAACCCCAGACCAUUCAUCCAUCGUAAUUGCCUAAGUGACCACCUGCUUCCUGUUGGCCAACUCCCCUUCCUUACCCCUCCCUAAUUCCUGUUUUCCGAUGUGUACUUAUAUUCCUUCCCUGCUAUAUAAACCCCUAAUUUUAGUGGGUCAGGGAGAUGCCGUGUGAUUAAAACCUUCUUCCCUUGCAAUACGCGUUUUCUCUGAGAUCGACUUUCUGUGCUGUGAGCAGCAGGACCUGGACAUGACCCCCUGGCAUUUCAGUCACAGAUAUUCCCUGGGGAUGGUGAGCCCUCACUGCGUACUUCAAGGCAGAGGGAUGUAUUUUUAUUUCCUGUUUAUUUUACAACAUCAGAAAUGGAAAUGGUGGCAAAAAGCUUCAUGAAUCAAAUGGACUCUAAAUGACCUUAGCUUCAUCUGUGCACAUCCAGCUAGUGAAUUAAAGUUUGAAAUCCUUUUUUCUCUGUACUUCAAAUCUAUGAUCUUCCUGGAAACACUUGGUAAGAUUAGUUCUGAGGAGUUUCUUUAGGGGCACAAGUGAAAAAUUGGAUUGUAUGCCUUGAUUUGAUAAUUUACACAUUGUGAGCAUGUAUCAAAAACCAAAUGUACCCCAUAAGUAUGUACAAUUAUUAUGUAUCAAAAGUGGGAUUGUAUGUACCCAAAGAGAGAUAAGAUGUGGAUAUGGGUAUCAUUGUAUCUAAGUCAAGGGGUGAAUAGUUGGUUUUUCAGUUAAAUUAAGGCUCGUUUUUCUUCUGGUAAUCUGGAAAUGGCAGCAGAUUAGGAAGUUUUACUAUGUGCUAAACCCUAUUUGAAGUAUUUUAUUUGUAGAAUUUAUUUUUUCAACACAUACAAAAAUACUUGAAGAACUGAGAUUCACAUCGAUGGAAUACUUCGGGUCAGACGACUAUGACAGGCUGAACCAGCAUUGGAACAAAUGUCUGUCUGUCUCUAAAGCUUUUACUCCCAAGAUUGCUAUGGUACCUUUAUGGGUACCAAGAGUAAUACGUUACGUGGCAGUGGAUGUUUUAGCUGUGUUUACAUUGUAUUUGGACCAAAUUAUAGACUCCUGGAGUAUAGGGACCAUAGUUUACACAAUUUUAUAAUGUCUUCCCAAAAGUGUGGCAAGUAUAGUACAGUGUGUAGACACAGAAGGUUCUUGAUAAAGGUGUAUGGAAAGAGUAAAUGUAGCAAUUUAAUAGUCAACAUGGUGAGUAAAAACUGUGUUCGUGAAUAGACAAAUCACAUUCAAGGAUCCCCAUAUUUGAGUGUAAAUCUGACCUUGGAGAAACCAAACAGAAAACUCACCUUUAGAAAUCUCUUUUAUUAUAAUUUUCAGUUUAUAAGCAUGCCUGUUUUCAACUAUAUUCCUACAUACUAUGUGUUUUCUUAAAAGUUACCUAUAAAUAAAUUAUAUAUUCAUACUCUUGUGGCAGGCUGGCUGGAUUUAAUAGGGGCAGGAAGGCUUCCAACAUGUUACGUGUUCUUGAAGGUAAUAAAAAGGAGGACUAAUUACCUAGCUGAAACGAUUAUAAGGGACGUGUUGGACAUCUGGACUCUCUGGGAUUCUGACAUCAGCAAAAGUGGUUAAGAAAAUAUGGUUUUUGAGAAACAGCAAAGACCAUCUAUUUGAACCAAGUUGUUUUAUUCAAUCUAUGACGUGGGUGUAUCUGUGGUCCGCUGAGCAUGAGGACAGGACUAAAUAAUGCAUUGAGCUUCUGUGGUUGAAGUGGCAAUUUUAAAGAACGUGGCUGGUGUUCACAGUUGGAGUCUGUGAGGUCUUACUUUUAAUGAUUAUACCUUUCCCGUAGCCAUCUGUCUUUCUUUUUAAUAAGCAAUACUCCUUAUCGAGCCUGAUUUGUGCACAUUGAUUGCACCAUUAUACUUGUUAAAUAUUAAAGAGUUUUUUUUCUCGUGUGAAGUCUAAUUAGGCAAAGUAUUCAGGGCAAGCCUGGCAUUACCAUUCAGAAUAAUAGUCUGGUCAUAACAUACCUCAGCUUUCUGGAUCAUUUGUCUUUUUUUUUCCUUUCUUAUUAGAGUGCCAGUGUAGCAAAUAUAUUGCAUAAAAAUUUGAUGAAGGAUUCAGUGCUAUUGGGCCAUUAAGAGAAAUUAUGCUACAAAGAUUAUGAAACCUCUAAAAAAUGUGUGGAGAAAUUUAUCAUCUAUAGUUUGCAUUUUUUAUGAAUCAGACUUCUGAAAAGAUAUAUAGAAUAGUUACUUGAUGGCAUUAAUUUUAUUCAAUGGAGCCAUCUUAAAGUUGCUUUAAAUCAUAAAAAUAUAAAUUACAAUGAUGUUGGGAAGAAGAAAAUAGCAAUCAAUAAGUAGUUACAUUUUAUACAUGCUGAUGAUGAAAAGAGUAUUUUUAGAUAUCAAACCACCAUCACUGAAAGUCCAUGUGGUGAACCCUUACUUACUUUCUCAACUUAUCUGUUCUGUGCAGUCUAAUUCAAAAGUAUAUUCGCAUCGCUGAUUUAGCUGCAAGUAUUUUGUCUGUAUAGGGCCAAAAGUAAGAUUAUGACUCACUCUAGUAUCUUUGAUAAGUUAUCUGAUAUCAUUUUGAGAUGAUCAUCAUAAUGAAUAUGGUCCUUUCUUGAGAUGUUCAUAGUACUUUCUCAUUUGUGCACACACACUCAGGCAUACACAUACACAUGUAAUCUGGGCUGACUGUCAUGAACCACAUUAGGAAUAGGACCAGUUUAUUGCUGCGUACUCUCAGGAAUAAAAGCUUCCACUCCAUACGUUUCAUGUAAUGUAUGGUUAUCGGACUAAUAGAUUUUUCCCUCUCAGUGGUUCCAGCAGCUCAUGUUGGGGUUUUGAAAGUGGCUUUAUCCCUUCACAAUUGCAAAUAGCAACAGUGUUCCUUUCCAUUUAUGCAUUAUGGAAAUCAGCGUGUGUGUAUCUCCCUAAAGUGAGAGUUUAUUGUGAGUUGUUUUUGAAUGUGGUCAAAUCAAAAUGAGAUCUGGCUCUGAAUGAAAACAGGGAAAUAAAGAUCAAACAAGGGAAGGGAAUGUAUAGAUCAUCUAGUCCAGUGUUUCUGCACCACAGAAGGAGAAGCCAAAGCUCAGAGAGGCAAAGAGGCUUCUCAGAGUUCACGUGGUUGCCAGUGGCAGAAGUGGAACAGGAGCUAGGCUCAUUCCCUGUGCAUUUUCUACAGUACAGUGGAGGCCCCUGAUAGACGAUGACAUUUGGACCAUUUCCCAGUUUCCAGACCCUUCACAGAUAUAAUGUAUUUUGGCCUGUAGGUUAGAAAGAUGUUGAAGGAAGGAUAGUUGCCUACGGCCUGCUGAAGACAGGGUUGGGAUCAUCUGCAUCUGUCUAGGGUGAUAUUUUUUCAUUGGCAUAUUGUUAGAAGCUGAAAUCUCAAUGAUGAAAAUUCCCAGGGCAGCCUUUGAGAAUUUCAGGGUUCAGUAGCUAGUCAGAGAGGGCAGCAAACAGCUGUCGUGGGGGAUGCAUUGGCUGCAGCUGGGCCAGACCAGGUCUCAGCGGAGGAGUUGGGUGUUCUGUUUCAGAGGCCUGGCAUCUUGCAUAUUCAGCCUGCAAGGGCAGUGAUCAGGUCUUAAGUAAAUCACCUAGCCAAGAGAGGCCCCACGGUUGAAAAGGACCCAAGAGAUAAACAGGUUAAUUUACCUUUGUAGGUAACUGUCACGGCAACUUGAAUAUUCAGUUUAUACGGCACUGUGGUUUGGCACAUUGGGUCUGAAGUCUAAGAUGUCUGGGUUAGACCAGCUGCCAUUUACUAGCUGUGGAAUUUUGGCAAGUUACUUUACCACUUUGAGCCUCAGUUGUUUUGUCUAUAAAAUGGGAAUGAUAGCAAACAUUUAUAUUGUGCUCACUGUGUGCCAAGCGCUGUCUCAGUUGUUUUGUCUGUAAAAUGGGCAUUAUAACAUUUAUAUUUUGCCUAGUGUAUGCCAGUUGCUUUAGGAGAAAACCCUGUGAGGCAGGCACUACCAUUAUCCUCUCUUUAUAGUGAGGAAACUGAGGCCCAAAGGGGCUUAAUGUCUUGCUCAAGGUUACGCAGCUGUUCAGGGUUGAGCAGGGAUUUGAAUCUUGGCAGUCUGUUGCUUUUUAUCACUUUCCUAUGCGGCCUGUUGAUAGGAUUAAGAUUAUUGUGAGGAUCGAAUGGGAUAAGCACACCAGAAAUAUUAGCUCUCAUCAUUAUUAAUUAUAAUAAAGCUAGCAUUACCUUAAUAACAAGAAUAAAAUCCAUAUGAUCAGCCGUUUCUUUUCCUGUAGACAAGUUCCUUAAGUAAGAAGCCAGAUCAUAAUUAGAAAGUUGCUUUGGCAAUUACUGAAGUAAUGUGAAAAGAAUUCAGAAGCCUUUAUUAAAUGUCCCUAUAGUUCAUGGAGCCUUGGUCUAGCCGAGUAGACUGCCAGCAGGAUCAGCUCCCCGACUCUUUUGGCUAAGACUCCCUUUUUUUUUUUUUUUUUUUGAUGGAGUCUCACUCUUUCGCCCAGGCUGGAAUUCAGUGGUGCAAUCUCGGCUCACUGCAACCUCCGCUUCCCGGCUUCAAGCGAUUCUUCUGACUCAGCCUCCAGAGUAGCUGGAAUUACAGGUGUGUGCCACCACGCCCGGCUAAUUUUUGUAUUUUUAGUAGAGACGGGAUUUCACCAUCUUGGCUGGGCUGGUCUCAAACUCCUGACCUCGUGAUCCAUCCGCCUCAGCCUGCCAAAGUGCUGGAAUUACAGGCGUAAGCCACUGUGCCCGGCUAAGACUCCCUUUUCACCUCUGAGGGCUUGCAGACUUUUCCUACUAUAGGGAGCUCUGGAGUACCAGUGACCAACUCUGUGAUGGUUUUCUCUGAUCUAUCCAUGCAGAUGAUUAAAGUAGAUUAGAUAGGUUAUGGGCAUUGUCUGUGCCACUGGACUGCCACUGUAGAAUUGUCUAAGAACAACACCCCAGUCUUGGAGGAAAUCCUUCAACCUACGCACAAAAGUCAGUUUUUGACUUGCUUCCUCCAUUUUGUUGAGUUCAUGACCUCAUUCUCAGAGUGUGAUCUUAUUUCCAAGUUGCUUUGCUAUGGAGUUUAGAUAUUAUCUUGUGUCUCUUCUUUUGCUUAGUUUUAAAUUUAUAAAUUGUGAAUACAUAUGUGGGUAUGUAACAUGUGCAUCCAUUUUAACUUAUGAUAAUAAAGCAAAUAACUAUCCAUAAGCAUCUAGAACAUUCCUUUGAAACCCUUCACAUGUGCUUCCUGGUCAUAUUUCCUUCCUACCUCCCACUCCCUCACCCCAGGGGUAACUGCUUUUUCAAAUAUUGUUAACUAUUUCCUUCCUUUUCUUUCAAGCUUUACCAGAAAUGUGCAUCCACAAAUAAUUUGUUUUUGUUCCAGUUCAACAGGCUGUUGAAUGGGAAAAUUUGACUAACCCUUCAAGAUAUAUUAUAUAACAGUUACUAAAAUAAGUUGCAAGAAAGACCCCAGUGGAAUUUUUCAAAUGAAAUAUCCAAACACCAGGCUCAAGCUCUUGAAAAUCCUCCUCACUCUGAAGAUACAGUAAAACACUGGUACUGGAUGUGUGAGGGGAUUUAUUUGAAGAAGCCUCUGCUGUGCGCCCGUCACUGUCCUUUCAUCCUGGAGGAAGGGUUGUGGGGGUGCUGCCCCCACCCCAAGCCUAGAGAGAGCAGCUGCUUUGAGGCUGCCUGGACAGCAGACUCUGUGUCCCUUGGGACUUGGAGUGUGGCAGGCUGUCAUGUGACUCGGGUGAGACACUUUGGUGGCAGAGUGAAGGGGAGCAGCUGGGAUAGGGCCUCCCCGCUGCCAAGCGUGUUGGAGAGAUUUGUGUGUGCUUCCUGUGGACCAGAUGUGGCCCAGGUGGGAUGGAGAGCCAGGCUGGAACAAUUUGGCCUCUGCCCAGGAGGCACAGGCAGCGGAGAGCUUGUGGAGUGAAUUUUAGGGGCUGCAGGGGUAGGGUUGGGGGCAGUACAAACAGAAGACUUAAAUGCAUCAUCCACAUCACAGGGAUUUUGGUUAAAGGGGCCCAGCAGGGAGCCCCUGGAAAACCUACAAAAGUACCCAUAAGAAAGAGAGAACAUUGGUUUGAGUAUCUGCUGGUCUACAGGAUGUGAAGCCAUUUGCACUAGUGAGGAUUAAGUUUCCCUGCAUAUAAAUGAAAGAACAACGGUAACACAAAAUAGGAGUUUACUUCUUUCUUACAUAGAAUAAGUCAAGAAGUAGGCAAUUUGGGAAUGGGGUGGUGGUUCCACACAGUUAUUAGGAACAAGUCUUCUACUUCACUGCUCCCACAUCCUAGGAAUAGAUUCCUCGUGCUCAUGGCGCAAGAGAGCUGCUAAAGCUCCAGCCAUCACAUCACGUUCCAGGCAUAGAAGGAAAGGAAGGGCAGAGGAACGGUCUGCCCCCUCCUAUUUAAGGAGACUUUUGGGAUGCCCCACCUAACAUUUUUGCUUAUUAGCCAGGGUUCACUUGUGUGGUCAUGCCUAGCUCUAAGAGAAGCCAGGAAAUAUAAACUUAUUGCUGUGAUUCUUUUUGUGAAGAGGAAGGGGAUAUAGUGAGGCAGCCAGCAUUUUCAUGGCAGUGGCAGUCAUGUGGUCUUUCUUCAUCAUGUGUUUCAAACCCAGAGAGAAGAGUAACAGCAGCUAAAAGGUGGGUAGAAAAGAGAGAAGAAGCCUACAGGCUACCUGUACAGAUCCUAGCUGGGGAUGCAGCAGGAAGUCUUACUGUUUGUUUGAUCUUCUUUAGAGUCAAUGUCAUACAUUGACUUGAACGUUCUAUUUUCUGAAUCACAAUUAUUUUUUGUGACUUAAAAGUAACUUUAGGACUUUCUGUUACCUACAAGUGGCCAGAAAAUUACAGGGCCUACUAGAUUUUUCCUUGAGUAGCACGAUAGAAGCAUACCCCCUAAAUAUCAUAUAUAUUUCAACUUGAUAAGGUCUUUAUUGUACAUAACCACCAUGCUGUUUUCAUACCUAAAAAUUAUCAUUCUUUAAAAAUUACUGAAUACCCAGACCAUGUUUAAAUUGUCCUUAUCUCAAAAAGUAUCUCUUUUUGUUUGAUUAAUGUUGUAUAGGAGGGCCUCACAUUGCAUUUGAUUGUUUAGUCUCUGAAGUCUCUUGUAAUUGAAAGUCCUCUUCCUCAUAUUGUCAUUUACUUGUUUUGUGUCUUCUAUAUUUUCUAUCAACGUUACUUAUAUCUAGAGGUUUAAUUAAAUGGAGGUUCAUUUUUUUCAGACAAAAAUAAUUCAUAGUUUAUAUGAAUAAUUAUUUUUGCUCCUAUCGCUGCACAGUGUCUUAUGGUUCUGCUUUUAGUGAUGCUUGGCCAGCCCUUAACUUUAAAACUUCCUUAUGUUUUUAUUUUGUGUAUUUGUGUCUUAAAAUUUUUUUAUCAUGGUAAAAUAUACAUAGUAUAAAAUUCAUUAUUUUUACCAUUUUUAGGUGAACAUUUCAGUGGCAUUAAGUGCAUUCAUGUUGUUAUGUAACCAUCACGAAUGUUCAUCUCCUGAACUUUUUUCAUGUCUCCAAACUGAAACUCAUACCUAUUUAACUAUAAUUCCUCAUUCCUUCAUCCUCCAGCCCCUGACAACCACCAUUCUACCUUCUGUCUGUAUAAAUUUGACCAAUUUAAGAACUUCAUAUACAUGGAAUCAUAUAGUGAUUUGUCCUUUUGUGAAUGGUUUAUUUCACUUACUGUAAUGUCUUCAAGGUUCAUCCAUGUUGUAGCAUGCGUCAGAAUUUUCUUUCUUUUUAAAGCAGAAUAAUAUUCCACUCUAUGUCUUGCUUUCUUAUUUCCCCAUUAGGAAAAAUAUGUUUUUCUUUAUGGAGAUGAGAUCCUGCUCUGUCACUCAGGAGUACAGUAGUGUGAUCAUAGCUCACUGCAGCCUCGAAUUCUUGGGCUCAAGUGAUCCUCUUGCUUCAGCCUCUCGAGUAGCUGAGAAUUACAGGUGCAAACCAUGGCGCCUGGCUACUUCAUUUUUUAUUGUUGCAAAAUACACAUAACAAAAUUUAUCAUCUUAACCAUUUUUAAGUGUACAGUUCAUUGGUAAUAAAUACAUUCAUGUUAUGCAACUAUCACCACUGCCCAUCUCCAGAACUCUUUUAAUAUUGUCAAACUGAAACUCUGUAUCCAUUAAACAAUUAACUGUGUGUUUAUCCAUCUCCUAGCCCCUGGCAUUCUACUUUCUGUCUUUAUGAUUUUGACCACUCUAAGUACCUCAUAUAAGUAGAAUCAUAAUAUUUUGUGUAUCCUUUUAUUUUGAAGUGAAAAUAGCAUUUAGCUAGAUUUAGAACUAUCUAUGUGAUGAUCUCAGUCUUUAAGUUAGAGCCUUAGUACAUUUACAUUUAUUGUGAUUACUGCUACUUAUGUGCCUUAUUUAUUCUACUUCUUUUAUGUUUCAUUUUCUCUCCUUCUUUUCCUUCCUUUGAAUUGAGUGCUUUUUUUUUCUUUUUCCAAUUUUUUUCUUCUACUGGUUUGGAAGUUACACAUUCUAUUGUUUUUCCAGUUGUUCUCUUAGAAAUUUUUCCGUAUGUGUGUAACUUAACAAAGUCUACAAUUAACCACUAAUCAAUAUAUUUAUGUUUCUUUUUCCUAAAAGAAAGUAUUAGAAAACUGUGAUCCCCACCUGUUUAGUAUUUUUGCCUUAUCUAUCUUGUAAAUUGACAAAUUAGAUAUUAUUGCUAUUGUACUAAAUGGUGAGCAUUCAUUUGGGUUUAACCCCAUUUAUGUAUUUUUUUUUCCCAGUCACAGUUUCUUCUUGCCUCCUAGACUCUUUCUGGGAGAUAUAUACUUCCCGAAAUACAUUAUUUAGAAGUUCUUUUAGUAAGGGCCUGUUGGAAGUAAACUCUCCUAGUUUUAUUUAUCUGACAGUAACUUCAUUUUAUUCUAAGCUUUCAAAGAUAGUUUCAUUAGGUGUAAAAUUCUAGGUUGGAAGUUAUUAACUUUCAGUACUUAAAAUAUAGUAUUUAACUGGCUUUUGAGAAGUCAGUUUUAAAUUGAAUUGAUAUUUAUAGAAACAUGCCUUUUUUAUCUGGCUGCUUUAAAUAUCUUUGUUUUUCCUAUCUCUACUCUCUCCUUUCUGCUUUUAUUUUUAAUGUGGUGAGUGAGGAUUUUUUUUUUAUCCUGUUCAGAGUUUUGUGAGAUUCCUGAACUCAAGGAUAAUUGUCUUUCAUCAAUCUUGGAAAAUUCUCAGCCAUUAUUUCUUUGAAAAUAACCUCUUUCCCCAAUGUUUCUGGUGUUUCCUUCUGGAACUCUAGUGAGAUGUGCUGUAGAGUUCCUCUCUGUUCCUUAAAUCUAGUUCAUAUUUCUAUCUUUUUUCUCCCUCUGUGCUGUUCGCUGGGUAAUUUUUUCAGCUCUAUUUUCUGUUUUACAAAUUCUCUUUUUAACCAUGUCCAAUACAACAUGUAGACCAUCUAUUCGGUUUCUAAUGUCAACGUACAGACAUACUGUGCGUAAGAACUGUUCAGUUAAUGGCUUUUUGAAAAGUAAUGCCACUCUUUGGAUGAUUCCUGGUUUUAUUUUUUUUUUUUUUGGUUUUGGGACCUAAUGACUUUCUCAGUCCCAAGCACAUGAGAUAAAACCCUAUAGGAAGUGAUAUUUAGACAUUAGAAAUUCAGGAAAAGACAUAGUCAGCAGUGUGUGAGAGACUAUCCUAUAGAAACUUUUUCUGUAAAGGGCUGGAUAAUAAAUAAAUAUUUUAGGCUAUUGUGGGCCAUUCAGUGUAAGUUACAACUACUCAAGUCUGUCGUCAUAGGAAAAAAGCAGCCAUAGACUACAAGUAAAUGAAUGAUAUUCUAAUAAAACUUUAUUUAUAAAAACAAGCGGGCUAUAGUUUUCUGACCCCUGCUAAGGAAAUUUGAAUUCUGCUUUGUGUUGGGAUGAAUUAAAACAUUUGCUGUGCACACAUUGCAAACAAAAGACAAGAAGAGAUGGCUGUUGUACAUCUCUUUAGUUUGUUGUGAUCGCACUAUUUCCGUAAGUUUUGAAGCAUUUUUUUGCCUUAAAUGUGUUUUCCUGUGUUGCAAUAUUAUUUUUACAUGCAGAUUGAAUGUGAAAUACCCAUAAACUUACCAAAUGUUGAAAAUUGAUAAAACACAUUGAUAAAAUUGAUUGUAUAAAAAGAAGAAAAAAGCCUUUAUGUACUUUGUAUUUUUUCUAUGCUAUAUAUUUGUUCACUUUUGAAUUGUUUUUAGGAUUUGAAUUUGUUUUUAAUGUUCAAUUGACAUAUUAUUCUACCUGUCAAGGUUGUCUGGAUGUCUUCCAUGGAGAUAGAAUGUAUUAUAAUUUUUCUCCAUUGAAGUUAUUGGAACUAUUUUUAUAUUUAACAAUUUUUCAUGUAAAGUUGUUAAAUAAGGGUCAGAUCUUCUGUCUUUCAAUACAUAAAAUUUUAUUUUUUUAAGUCUAUCUGAUAGUUCUUCAUAGUCUCUUUGUCUUUUGCCAUACACUUAAAGAUAAAACAUUUUUAUAGUUUUUCUUUGAUAGUUCCAAUAUCUGCAAUUUUUGUGCAUGUAAUUUUGCAGCAUGGUUUUUUUUCUGUUACUUGCUCAUGACAGCUUUCCCUCCUGAGAAUUUUGUGGUAUUUUGAUUUGAGCUUAUGGUCAUUGGAAUGUUAUCUGUGGGAAUGUUAAUGUGAGAAUUUUUUGAGGCCUAUAUUUAAAGUGUAUUUGUUCAGAGAGGACUUAUAUUUAUUUCUUGGAGGCAUCUGGGAGUACUGUCAUUCCAAGGUGUUUCAAAAUGAAAUCUUUGAUAUGGAAAUUUUGGGGCCCCAGAGUGCCAAUUUCAGCCUAUACCUGUGUGAAGGAGGCCUUAUAUAUAUUAGGCAUUCUCAGGGCACCUCUUUUUCAUUUUUCACCCAGAGCCAAUGCUGAGAUGGGCAAGCAUCUCCACUUGCUUUCUUGAAUCAUAUUUUUCUAAUUUACCUCCUAAGGCUGCUGCAUUUUGGGGGUUCUCAGUUCUGUGCAUGGGAUCUCUUCUGGCACUCUGGCCCCAGCAUAUGCCCUAGACAUUGCCCCUUGUCCCUUCUAAGUGGCUCACUACCAUUGAUUUCCUGGAUAGCAAGAUCAAACCUGAUCUUUCUUAUCUGUUUGGAUCCAUGCUUUCCUGUUAUUUCAGGGCUCUGACAGUUUUCCUUAUUUACCCAUCAUCUCAACCGUGCAUUCAGAUAUACAUUUAUAAUGUAUAUGUAUAUUUAUAAUAUACAUACACACAUAUAUACAUAUACACAUAUAUGUAUAUAUUAUGUGCGUGUUUUGACAUUCAGUAACUUUAUGUAUUUUGUACAGGUUUUCUUCAGCUAUCCGGUCUGCCAUAUUACUGGCAAUGGAAGUCUGUGUUUUCUUCUUCCUCAGAUUUUUCUGUGACCUCUCAGACAUUCAGCCAAGAGUCAACACUAAUAGAAGAAGAGAAGAGUACUUCAGAAUUCUUCUCUUUCUUGUGUUAAAAGAAAAACUUCAGACAAGUUAAAUUUAGUGGAGUUUAUUUGUGCAAAGAAUAAUUCAUGAACCAGGCAGCACCUUGAAGUAGUAGAGGUUCAGAGAGCUCAGCCCAGCAAUGUGCGCAGGCAAUAUAUAUGGACAGAGAAAGGAAGUAUAGGCACAGCUUGAUUAGUCAUGGCUGGGCAUUUGUCUUAUUUGGGUGCAAUAUCAUGAGGCAUUUACCUUAUGAUCUGAUUCAUUGGCAGCCUGUGAUUGGCUGAAGCUUGGCUGCUGUGAUUGGCUGAGACUCAGCUUUUUGUUACAAGAAUAUUCUCUUAAGUUAUGUGGCAGUUUGCUGUGUAAGGAUUCAAAGUAUUGAAGCAGAUUUAGGCCAACUUCAUCCAGUUUAACACUUGGUACAAGGUGUAGAUUUCAGGUUGUGUACAGGAGGCUGAUACUUUGAAAUUUUUUAUCUCUGAUUCACAUACCUUGAUUCUGAGAUGGAAGUGAUAUGGGGAGUGGCCAUUCAGGUUCUGUUAUAAUUCCCAGAGCCUGGCACUAGCCUGGUCCCUCUCCAUCCCUUGAUUGAGGAGCCUCAGCGUUCAUUGUUGGGGGGUGAACAGAUAGCCCUGGCUCCCUGGUGUGCCAUGAAGCAGCUGGGUACACUUCUUAGAGUGCAUUCUGGCCUCCUCUAUGGUUUGGGCUUGCACUCCUGGGCUUGGUCAUGAAUUCUAAGCUGGAGAUAAGCUGUUCCUUCCUUUUCAGUAUUCAGGGAUGGCAGCAGAGGUUCCCUUCUGGCUACUUUCAUGUACAAUACGGAAAAAAAAAGGGCCUUAAUGACAACAAAUAAAACUCAUAUGAGCAGAAGCAAAAUGUAGAAUUCUCACCUUAGCUAGUCUGCCUUGGGAAAGGUCAGUGCACAUGUAGACGUCUUUCAGGCAAAGAGAAAAGCAUGCAUAAUUUAGCACGGGCAUUCUUUUAGCAGCAGAAGGACAUAGACCACUCGGCACACAGAGUGCAUUGUGCAUUGCCUUUGUUACCCUCUGAUUAAAAUUCUGUCUUAGCAGUUGUGGAGGAGGUGAGCGAUAAUCCAUAUUGGCGUAAAACUUCAUAUGUCACACAGCUGCUGGCUCCUAACUCAGAAAGUUUGAGACAAUGGUGUUGAUUUGGUAGUUAUCCUGCAUAGGGAAUUGAUUUAUUCUUACUAAUAGAAAAUAUAGGUUUUUGAAGUAGGCAAUAAUGGAAUCUCUUUUAUGCUUAAAUAGAAUUCCACAUUAAUAAUUGGUGGAGUGUGGGCCUUGGCUGUGAUCUUGCAAUGUGAACAUACCACAAGGAGCAAGUUCCAAAUUGACAAGAGUGCUUUAUAAAAUGUGAACUUGGAAUAUAGGGAUGGGAUUUUAUUCUUAUUUAACUCAUAUUUCUGAGAUACCUUCCAUAUAAAGCACUGCUAUGUAAAACAAAAGAAACAGAAAACAAUAUUUUGUUACAUUGAUACUGAUUGUUCUUUUCACUUCUGUCCAGAAGUUCUACUCUUUAUCAAAUUAUUUAUUAAUCCUCAGAAAUCCUCUUUCAGCACUGUACCAUUUCUAAUAUAACAGGGUAAAGGGAUGAGUUAGUAGUAUAAUCCUUUGAAAUUAUAAGUACUCCAUUUUUCACCAUUUAUAUUUUAUUCCCUUUGUAUUGCAAAAUAAAUUUGAGACAUUGACAUGUUCUACUUUUAAAAAGAACAAAUCAAGAACAACAUAUCCAUUAUCAUCAAAGUUACAAAAUAGAUAAAUUAGAAAAUUAUUUGCAUUCUAAAAAACCACAACAACAAUUAAACUGCCCUUUGUAGGAUGCAGCAAUGCAAAGUAAUACAGAGGGUGAUUCAUAUGGCAAGGGAAUGGAUUUUGAAAUGACGUAAUUUAUAAAGAUCCAUAUAUGUAACUUUUCUGCAACUUGAUCUAUUGCCUAAAGUGUCUGUGGAUACUUCUCACUUCUCUGUAUGUUGUUUUAACUCAUAAACCUUGAUGCUGUUUUCCUGUUUAUUUUUUUAACACAUACUCAUCGAGCCACUACCAUGUGCCAGGUGCUGUGCUGGUGAUAUGGGGUGAAAGUCCCAUGAAGACACAUAUAUGGCUGCUUUUUAUUCUAUUUUCAGGAUCAGGGAAGACAAUAUCAAGUGAAAGGUCAACUAUCGUCUUAGGUAUGUCUUUAUCAGCAGCAUAAAAACGGACUAAUACAAGUACACAAGAAUACAAAGAAAAGAACAGCAGACACUGGGGCCCACUUGAGGGUAGAGGAUGGAAGGAGGAUGUGGAUCAAAAGCCUACUUAUCAGCUGCCUUCCUAUUUCAAGGAAAGACGCCAAGGUAAUUUUGACCCAGAGGAGCAAUGAUGUAGCCACCUCCUAACCUUCCCUUCUUGAACCCCCAGAAGUUAUGCCAGGAUUUACUAGAGAGUGUCAACUCAACCAGCAAGCGGCUCCUUCGGCUUAACUUGUGGUUGGAGGAGAGAACCUUUGUGGGGCUGCGUUCUCUUAGCAGUGCUCAGAAGUGACUUGCCUGAGGGUGGACCAGAAGAAAGGAAAGGUCCCCUCUUGCUGUUGGCUGCACAUCAGGAAGGCUGUGAUGGGAAUGAAGGUGAAAACUUGGAGAUUUCACUUCAGUCAUUGCUUCUGCCUGCAAGAUCAUCCUUUAAAAGUAGAGAAGCUGCUCUGUGUGGUGGUUAACUCCAAGAGGCAGAACUCGUUCUAGAAGGAAAUGGAUGCAAGCAGCUCCGGGGGCCCCAAACGCAUGCUUCCUGUGGUCUAGCCCAGGGAAGCCCUUCCGUGGGGGCCCCGGCUUUGAGGGAUGCCACCGGUUCUGGACGCAUGGCUGAUUCCUGAAUGAUGAUGGUUCGCCGGGGGCUGCUUGCGUGGAUUUCCCGGGUGGUGGUUUUGCUGGUGCUCCUCUGCUGUGCUAUCUCUGUCCUGUACAUGUUGGCCUGCACCCCAAAAGGUGACGAGGAGCAGCUGGCACUGCCCAGGGCCAACAGCCCCACGGGGAAGGAGGGGUACCAGGCCGUCCUUCAGGAGUGGGAGGAGCAGCACCGCAACUACGUGAGCAGCCUGAAGCGGCAGAUCGCACAGCUCAAGGAGGAGCUGCAGGAGAGGAGUGAGCAGCUCAGGAAUGGGCAGUACCAAGCCAGCGAUGCUGCUGGCCUGGGUCUGGACAGGAGCCCCCCAGAGAAAACCCAGGCCGACCUCCUGGCCUUCCUGCACUCGCAGGUGGACAAGGCAGAGGUGAAUGCUGGCGUCAAGCUGGCCACAGAGUAUGCAGCAGUGCCUUUCGAUAGCUUUACUCUACAGAAGGUGUACCAGCUGGAGACUGGCCUUACCCGCCACCCCGAGGAGAAGCCUGUGAGGAAGGACAAGCGGGAUGAGUUGGUGGAAGCCAUUGAAUCAGCCUUGGAGACCCUGAACAGUCCUGCAGAGAACAGCCCCAAUCACCGUCCUUACACGGCCUCUGAUUUCAUAGAAGGGAUCUACCGAACAGAAAGGGACAAAGGGACAUUGUAUGAGCUCACCUUCAAAGGGGACCACAAACACGAAUUCAAACGGCUCAUCUUAUUUCGACCAUUCGGCCCCAUCAUGAAAGUGAAAAAUGAAAAGCUCAACAUGGCCAACACGCUUAUCAAUGUUAUCGUGCCUCUAGCAAAAAGGGUGGACAAGUUCCGGCAGUUCAUGCAGAAUUUCAGGGAGAUGUGCAUUGAGCAGGAUGGGAGAGUCCAUCUCACUGUUGUUUACUUUGGGAAAGAAGAAAUAAAUGAAGUCAAAGGAAUACUUGAAAACACUUCCAAAGCUGCCAACUUCAGGAACUUUACCUUCAUCCAGCUGAAUGGAGAAUUUUCUCGGGGAAAGGGACUUGAUGUUGGAGCCCGCUUCUGGAAGGGAAGCAACGUCCUUCUCUUUUUCUGUGAUGUGGACAUCUACUUCACAUCUGAAUUCCUCAAUACGUGUAGGCUGAAUACACAGCCAGGGAAGAAGGUAUUUUAUCCAGUUCUUUUCAGUCAGUACAAUCCUGGCAUAAUAUACGGCCACCAUGAUGCAGUCCCUCCCUUGGAACAGCAGCUGGUCAUAAAGAAGGAAACUGGAUUUUGGAGAGACUUUGGAUUUGGGAUGACGUGUCAGUAUCGGUCAGACUUCAUCAAUAUAGGUGGGUUUGAUCUGGACAUCAAAGGCUGGGGCGGAGAGGAUGUGCACCUUUAUCGCAAGUAUCUCCACAGCAACCUCAUAGUGGUACGGACGCCUGUGCGAGGACUCUUCCACCUCUGGCAUGAGAAGCGCUGCAUGGACGAGCUGACCCCCGAGCAGUACAAGAUGUGCAUGCAGUCCAAGGCCAUGAACGAGGCAUCCCACGGCCAGCUGGGCAUGCUGGUGUUCAGGCACGAGAUAGAGGCUCACCUUCGCAAACAGAAACAGAAGACAAGUAGCAAAAAAACAUGAACUCCCAGAGAAGGAUUGUGGGAGACACUUUUUCUUUCCUUUUGCAAUUACUGAAAGUGGCUGCAACAGAGAAAAGACUUCCAUAAAGGACGACAAAAGAAUUGGACUGAUGGGUCAGAGAUGAGAAAGCCUCCGAUUUCUCUCUGUUGGGCUUUUUACAACAGAAAUCAAAAUCUCCGCUUUGCCUGCAAAAGUAACCCAGUUGCACCCUGUGAAGUGUCUGACAAAGGCAGAAUGCUUGUGAGAUUAUAAGCCUAAUGGUGUGGAGGUUUUGAUGGUGUUUACAACACACUGAGACCUGUUGUUUUGUGUGCUCAUUGAAAUAUUCAUGAUUUAAGAGCAGUUUUGUAAAAAAUUCAUUAGCAUGAAAGGCAAGCAUAUUUCUCCUCAUAUGAAUGAGCCUAUCAGCAGGGCUCUAGUUUCUAGGAAUGCUAAAAUAUCAGAAGGCAGGAGAGGAGAUAGGCUUAUUAUGAUACUAGUGAGUACAUUAAGUAAAAUAAAAUGGACCAGAAAAGAAAAGAAACCAUAAAUAUCGUGUCAUAUUUUCCCCAAGAUUAACCAAAAAUAAUCUGCUUAUCUUUUUGGUUGUCCUUUUAACUGUCUCCGUUUUUUUCUUUUAUUUAAAAAUGCACUUUUUUUCCCUUGUGAGUUAUAGUCUGCUUAUUUAAUUACCACUUUGCAAGCCUUACAAGAGAGCACAAGUUGGCCUACAUUUUUAUAUUUUUUAAGAAGAUACUUUGAGAUGCAUUAUGAGAACUUUCAGUUCAAAGCAUCAAAUUGAUGCCAUAUCCAAGGACAUGCCAAAUGCUGAUUCUGUCAGGCACUGAAUGUCAGGCAUUGAGACAUAGGGAAGGAAUGGUUUGUACUAAUACAGACGUACAGAUACUUUCUCUGAAGAGUAUUUUCGAAGAGGAGCAACUGAACACUGGAGGAAAAGAAAAUGACACUUUCUGCUUUACAGAAAAGGAAACUCAUUCAGACUGGUGAUAUCGUGAUGUACCUAAAAGUCAGAAACCACAUUUUCUCCUCAGAAGUAGGGACCGCUUUCUUACCUGUUUAAAUAAACCAAAGUAUACCGUGUGAACCAAACAAUCUCUUUUCAAAACAGGGUGCUCCUCCUGGCUUCUGGCUUCCAUAAGAAGAAAUGGAGAAAAAAAUAUAUAUAUAUAUAUUGUGAAAGAUCAAUCCAUCUGCCAGAAUCUAGUGGGAUGGAAGUUUUUGCUACAUGUUAUCCACCCCAGGCCAGGUGGAAGUAACUGAAUUAUUUUUUAAAUUAAGCAGUUCUACUCGAUCACCAAGAUGCUUCUGAAAAUUGCAUUUUAUUACCAUUUCAAACUAUUUUUUAAAAAUAAAUACAGUUAACAUAGAGUGGUUUCUUCAUUCAUGUGAAAAUUAUUAGCCAGCACCAGAUGCAUGAGCUAAUUAUCUCUUUGAGUCCUUGCUUCUGUUUGCUCACAGUAAACUCAUUGUUUAAAAGCUUCAAGAACAUUCAAGCUGUUGGUGUGUUAAAAAAUGCAUUGUAUUGAUUUGUACUGGUAGUUUAUGAAAUUUAAUUAAAACACAGGCCAUGAAUGGAAGGUGGUAUUGCACAGCUAAUAAAAUAUGAUUUGUGGAUAUGA
Homo sapiens (human) is the source of this 23082-nucleotide messenger RNA. It is a transcript of the gene CSGALNACT1, whose product is annotated as chondroitin sulfate N-acetylgalactosaminyltransferase 1. The transcript is spliced from 11 exons. The record is from RefSeq and is a predicted model, not a curated record. Gene Ontology annotation, biological process: chondroitin sulfate proteoglycan biosynthetic process. Gene Ontology annotation, cellular component: Golgi apparatus; Golgi cisterna membrane. NCBI's taxonomy places the organism in Eukaryota, Metazoa, Chordata, Mammalia, Primates, Hominidae. Gene Ontology annotation, molecular function: glucuronylgalactosylproteoglycan 4-beta-N-acetylgalactosaminyltransferase activity; acetylgalactosaminyltransferase activity; glucuronosyl-N-acetylgalactosaminyl-proteoglycan 4-beta-N-acetylgalactosaminyltransferase activity. The coding region runs from base 19865 to 21463 and encodes 532 amino acids.